Molecule: messenger RNA, 7325 nt
Organism: Xenopus tropicalis (tropical clawed frog)
Lineage: Eukaryota; Metazoa; Chordata; Amphibia; Anura; Pipidae
Gene: abcb7
Product: ATP binding cassette subfamily B member 7
Exons: 16
Coding region: 196-2433 (745 amino acids)
Biological process (GO): transmembrane transport
Cellular component (GO): membrane; mitochondrial inner membrane
Molecular function (GO): nucleotide binding; ABC-type transporter activity; ATP hydrolysis activity
Source: RefSeq, a predicted model, not a curated record
AAGAAGGCAAAAAGGACUAUCCGUGUCCCGCCCACCUUGCUUCAUAUCCGCAAGUCUGCAGCUGAAUGGACUUCACCGUCCCAUAUCGUUCUUCUAUUGCUUAUCUGCGCUAUUACGCUAGAGGGCGCUGUUUGUAAUCUAUGGUUCAGUGGCGGGCAGUCCUCCAAUGUCCCGGCAUGCCCUGCGCUCCCUGUCAUGGCGCUGCUCAUGUUGCUCACUCUGCCCCGAAAGAGGCCGACAGUGCUGUACCAGUGCAAGCGAACACUAAGUUGCUGGUAUUCGCCGGAGCGAGGGAGCAAAGCACUGAGAGACCCGGCACAUUGGCGCCAAAGUAAGGUUCUGCACAGACUCCCAGGGAAGACUGCAUGGCAGGUUAUAAGGAAGGACAAUUCAAGGCAUUUUUUAGAUGCCGCAAAGGUGCUCUCUGGAUGGCAAUCAACACAAAUACGGACAUGCUGGCAUGGGAACGCAGGGGGCAAUCUUCACACAGAUCCCAAACAAGGGCUAAAAGAAGUGGAUUCCAAGAAAAUAUUAAAAGCCAUGUUUUCCUAUGUUUGGCCCAAAGACAGACCUGAUUUACGAGCAAGAGUUGCAAUAUCCCUUGGGCUUCUAGCAGGUGCAAAGGGUAUGAACAUUGUGGUGCCCUUCAUGUUUAAAUAUGCAGUAGACAGCCUAAAUGAGAUGUCUGGGAAUGUGAUGAACCUAAGUAAUGCACCGAAUACUGUCGCAACCAUGGCUACAGCUGUCCUGAUUGGCUAUGGUGUAUCCAGGGCUGGCUCAGCUCUUUUUAACGAAAUGAGGAAUGCAGUAUUUGGAAAAGUGGCUCAGAGCUCCAUUAGAAGGAUCGCAAAAAAUGUCUUCUUGCAUCUGCACAACCUGGACCUGGGGUUUCACCUAAGCAGGCAGACGGGGGCUCUGUCCAAAGCUAUAGACCGGGGGACAAGGGGCAUCAGCUUUGUAUUAAGUGCCUUGGUGUUUAACUUGGGGCCCACAAUGUUCGAGGUUCUUCUAGUGAGCAGUAUCUUGUACUAUAAAUGCGGUGCCCAGUUUGCACUGGCGACUUUGGGAACACUUGGCGCAUACACUGCAUUUACCAUAGGAAUCACGCAGUGGAGGACAAAGUUUAGAAUAGAAAUGAACAAAGCUGAUAAUGAAGCUGGGAAUGCUGCAAUAGAUUCAUUGCUAAAUUAUGAAACAGUUAAGUACUUUAACAAUGAAAAGUAUGAAGCUGAAAGGUAUGAUGGGUUCCUGAAGACUUAUGAAAAUUCUUCCCUGAAGACUACCUCAACUCUCGCCUUGCUGAACUUUGGACAGAGUGCAAUAUUCAGUGUUGGAUUGACAGCAAUAAUGGUGCUUGCAAGCCAAGGGAUUCUAGCAGGAAACCUAACAAUUGGAGACCUGGUCAUGGUAAAUGGGCUGCUGUUCCAGCUCUCGCUGCCCUUGAACUUCCUGGGUACUGUGUACAGAGAGACUAGACAAGCUCUGAUUGAUAUGAACACUCUCUUCACCCUUCUGAGUGUGGAUACCAAAAUAAAAAAUAAAGAAAUGGCUCCACCUCUGCUGAUCACCCCUCAGGCUGCCACCAUAACCUUUGAGGAUGUUUAUUUUGAGUACCUGGAGGGGCAGAAGGUCCUGAAUGGUGUGUCAUUUGAAGUGCCUGCUGGGAAAAAAAUAGCAGUUGUUGGAGGCAGUGGAUCAGGUAAGAGCACCUUGGUCCGACUGUUAUUCCGUUUCUUUGAGCCCCAGAGGGGAAAUAUUUACGUGGCUGGACAAAAUAUUAAGGAUGUCAGCCUGGAGAGUCUAAGAAAAGCAAUUGGUGUUGUCCCACAGGAUGCUGUUUUAUUCCACAACACCUUGUACUAUAAUUUGCACUAUGGCAACAUCAAUGCCAGCCCUGAAGAGGUGUACCAUGUAGCAAAGUUGGCAGGACUGCACGAUGCCAUCCUUCGGAUGCCUCAUGGCUACAAUACCCAAGUUGGAGAACGAGGUCUCAAACUUUCAGGCGGUGAGAAGCAACGAGUAGCCAUCGCCCGAGCAAUGUUGAAAAACCCACCAAUAAUUCUGUAUGACGAAGCCACUUCUUCCUUGGAUUCAAUCACUGAGGAGACCAUCCUAAGCUCAAUGCGGGAUAUUGUAAAGCACCGAACCUCAGUAUUUAUUGCACACAGGCUUUCCACCAUUGUGGAUGCAGAUGAAAUAAUUGUACUUGAUGAGGGUAAAGUGGCAGAGAGAGGGACACACUUCGGGCUCCUAGCCAACCCUAGCAGCCUUUAUUCAGAACUGUGGCACACACAAAGUAACAGAGUGCUGAACAGCCAGAGCAGCAGGGCCACAGAGAAGAGUGCCCAGGAGAUAUCUAAAGAAGAAGAGCGAAAGAAACUUCAAGAAGAAAUAAUCAACAGUGUAAAGGGCUGCGGGAACUGCUCCUGCUGACCAAGGAUAAUGGCUGACUGAGCAGUGGCAUUGUGGGAAGUGGGGAUCCAAGGAUCAAUGAUAAAACUGUGUAUUCAAUUCCACAGUUUUCUUUUACAUUUAUCCAGUCAUUGUCUCACAGCAUCCUUUGUCUUAUUUUCCUCCCAGUUUUUCUUUUCCUGCUUAAUUGGUUCUCCUUUCAUAUUUUUUCUUCCUUAUUCUUUGUUUCCAGUGCUUCUUAAAACACAGCCUCCUUUUUAUAAGUUUUGCUUCUGGAUACUUUUAGGAUGGUGAUAAAAUGUAAAAUCAUUGGUCUGCUUCAAAAUCAGAGCAUAACCAAAACAAAGGAGAAAAUGAUUGUGUUUACAGUAGCAUGGGAUCCCCAACUAUCCUUGCUUAUGGUCUAGAUCAGUGCUGUCCAACUAUUUCCAUAUAGUUAACCAUUAAUAUUCGUGUUUGGUGACCAGAUAUAAUACAUUAAUUUCCUCAAAAGAGGUUAGAGUUCUUCAGCUGUUUAAGGGCCAUAAAUUUUUCUUGGAGGGAUACAUCUGACUCACAUGCUUCCAGUUGGACAACUGUGGUCUAAACCAUCUCUCCCCCCCCCUCCUCAUAAGUAUUUACUCCACACUUCAGACAGUGUUGUGAGAGAACAGCUAACACUGGACAUGGUAACAGUUUUGAAACUGUUUUAGGUACCACCUUUGUUGCUAGAUCGGGAUGAUCAGAUUGGCUAACAAGAGGGUCACAGUGGGGUCUCUUACUUAGAAGAGAGAGGAUCACAUCAAUGCACCAAUGUGGCCUUCACCUUAUGGCAGAGAUCUCCAACCUUUUUUUACCCGUGAGCCACUCAAAUGUGAAAAGAGUCAAGGAGCAACAAAAGCAUAAGAAAAGUUUUUGGGGAGCCAAUUAUGGGUCCGGGAAUGGCUAUCUGGCAGCUUGCAGGAGGUUCUAUUUAUCAGUAAACCUGUUUUUUAGGCAACCAAAACUUGCUGUCAAGCCAAGAAUUCAAAAAAAGGAACCUGUUUUGAGGCCACUGGGAGCAACAUCCAAGGGACUGAGGAGCAAUAUGUUGCUUACAAGACACUGGUUGGGGAUCAAUGCCUUAUGGUAUUUUCAAACCUGCCCAGUCAGUAUCUGGCAGGUUUUUAGAGAAAUAUUAAUCGUUCAGGAUCUCCUAGGCACCCCAUGCACAUAAAAUAAGCUUCCAAGUUAGUCUAAAGGGGACAAAGUGGGCAGGUUUUAUUGGCCUAUGUAUGGCUAGCUUAAGUCAAUUAAUCAGGCAGGAUUGGAAGCUGCACGAGUCUGACCCUUUUUACAAUUGCAUGAACAAUACCAUCUGGUGUGUUGGCCCAACUACUCCAGCUGUGUUUGUCCCUUAAAACACCGCAAAAGCAGGUCUCUGCACCUUUUAUGCCAACCAAACAAACUAGUUUAAAUAUUAUUAUUGUAAAUAAGAUAUUUUAUCCUAUUAUACACAGGGACAUUUUGUUAAACGUAGUUCACUUUGAUUUCUGGUACAGGAAAGUUCCGAAUUACGGAAAGGCCAUGUCCCAUAGACUCGAUGUUAAGGAAAUAAUUCAUAUUUUUUUUUAAAAAAAUGUUCUUUUCCUCUCUUAUUAUAAAACAAUACCUUGUACUUGAUCCUAACUAAGAUAUAAUUAAUCCUUAUUGGUAGCAAAACAAUCCUGUUGGGUUUAUUUAAUGUUUAAAUUAUUUCCUUAGCAGAGUUAAGAUAUGGAGACCUAAAUUUCAGACCCCUUAUCCGGAAAACCCCAGGUCUUAAGCAUUCUGGAUAACAAGUCCCAUACCUCUACAAGAAGUUGUAAAUAUUGGGGUGUCAACAUUUUGGCCCAGGUGGCGGAACUUUUAAUCCUGCUGGAGAGGCAUUACUUAUGCAUACAGUUAUGAGUGAUACAAUUUGCUCUUUACUUGCUGUUAUCAGUGCACACAUAAUGUGUGUCUGCUCAAACUUGUAAUCCUUUUUUACCAUGGUUAACAAGAGUUAAAGGAAAACUAGAGCAAACUAUUUUGUGUAGGAACAGCUUGUAUUAAAAGCAUAGUUUUCCUUUAACAUAGCCAGUAAUGGCAACAUGUAAAUCGAUUUCAGUCCAUCAGAGAGAAGUAACAGUUAUAAAGCCAUUAGGUGCUGCCUUGUAUUCUUACACAAUGCUUUUUCUCUUAACUGCUGCAUUACAAUGUGUUUCUUCUUUGUAAUGCCCAAAUAUGAUAAGUACUUUAUCAUCAAGUGAAAAUCCCCCCCCCCCCACCUGAACAUUCUGACUGUAUUGUGUUUUCUUUUUAUGACAGGUACAAAUUAUUGCUGUAGUUUUUGUCCUCAGAUUCCCUCUAACGGUGCAACCAGUGGAAAUACUGACAUUUCUAUGAAGUCGUGUCAGAAUGACCAAGUCCUUCUAUUCAUAAUAGUGCAGUUUUAAAAUGCCGAUUUAUCAUCAUUUUAUUUCUAGCACAUGUAUUAAUGCUAUGAGGAUGGUAAAGGUUACAGUCUUCAUACUUUGAGGUUCAUAAUUAUGUAAGUAGGCUUUACUGGCCUGACCAUGUUAAUAAAGGGGGUGUCUAAGUUUUGCCCCCCCUCCCCCCACCAGUGAGUUCUCCUUUCCUUCUUCUUUAAUAAUAAGCUCUGCUACAUUUACAUUAUCUGAAAUUGGUCAGGUCCUUCCUCCUUAAAAAUCUUCAUGUACAUCUAAGAGUGCACUGCCUUUGAGAAUUGGGUACUUGAUACACAAUGAGCUCUGCUUCUUUGCGCUUCCUGGGCAGUGUAGUUCACCUGCAUUGAGCCUUGCAAAAGGUUCUCAUAGGGUGUAUAGCAGCCCUAUGCCAUAAAUUAAUCAAUUCUUUUACUGCCCAUUAACCCUUGCUUUCCAAAGAAUCUUAGGGACUGUUACACGAUGGCUGCUAAAAAAUAGAGGUAGAUAGGGUAGAAAACAGUACAUAUAAAGUUUACAAACCACAUGCCUGAAGCUUCCUUCUGACACAUAAACCAAUAAUUGAUCUAUGGACCUGCAAAUGAUCGCUAUCCCUCCUGGAGAAAAGGUCAGGCUAAUGUGAUUGAUGUCCAAGAGAGCUCUGCAGGGCUUCUGUGGCUUGGAUCCCAUUCAGUACUUAAUAGAAGCGUUUGGUGUGUCCCAUGCCCUCGAGUGUCUUCCCUAUCACUGUUCUGCCUCCCAAUGUCUGAGAAAGAAAGAAAAUGACCGUAAUCAUUUUACGUUGUGUCGCAUACGUCAGUAGACUUAUAAUGUGAUCCCUAUCUAAAUCCAGCUCUUCAAUUCUUAUUUCCCAGAUGACCUGCUGACAUCUCUCCUGUCUCCAUUCAUUCCUCAUUUUCUUGAUUUGCUACCAUUUCUUGUGUAGCAAAUCGCCCCAGGAGGAGACAGAUGAGAAAUUUCCUUAUGACAUAUUUACCUCUCAGCACUUCAUAAAGAAUAGUGGAGUUUUUUUUUUUUUUUUAUUUCACUUUAUGACCUACUUGAAAAAUGUGGAUUUAACUGGCUUUAGGGAGGUUAAUUUUUAUAUAUUCCCUGGAAAAUUCCUUACUUGUUUUGCAAUUCUCAGAUUAAAAUAGAGUAGGGGGGCAUUUACCCUACCUAUAGCUUAAUAUAAGAUUGCUUUUUUUUAUGAUAUUGCCAGAUUUCUACUAAUAUUAUGAAAGUGUAACCUGUGUGCCCCCUUCUGUUCAGCCCUUUCAAAAAGCAGGAAGCAUCGCUUUUGCCAUUCUGCCUGGGCCAGGGUGGUGCUUAUGUUACCAGGCCUGGACUAGCAAUCUCUAGAUACUGGCAAAUGCCAGAGAGGCUGCUGUAGGAUUCCACGACAGUCACUUUUAAGUGGACUGGUGAGCUGUUUAGGUCCCUGUGUACUUUAAAUACCAGGGUCUAUUUUGAAUCUCAGUCCAGACUUCGGUUACACCACCAUGAUAUUAGUGUUAACAUAUAUAAACUGCACAAGUGCUCAGUAGAGUCCUCUGAGCAAUAUUACAUGGUUAUAUGACAGUGUAUAUGUCCCUAAAAUGCUAACAUUUUAAAGGUCUGCUAGGCCAUUGUCUGUACAUAUAUAAUUGUAUCUUUGCCGCAGUGUGGACACUAAAAUGGUAUGAGAAAUACAUGCACACUGAGUAUGAAAAGAAACCUUUGUGCUGUGGCAUGCUGGUGGUGUUCUGGGAUUUUAUAGAAGUGUCCAGUAAGUAAUACAGAAAAGAAUGAGACAGAUGUUUCCUUGGCAGAGCAUUCUCUGGUUAUAUUUGUGCCACUAAUGGAUUUGGGAGGCGUAUUGCAGCUUGAUGUUUGUGCACAGAUGCCACUUUCUUUUUUUUUAAUGGGGACAAAAAAAAAAAACCAACAUAGACAUUUUUCGAGUUCCUAAAAGCUUAUGUAUUGCUCUGGUAAGUCCAAGCACGCACUGUUAAAUUCAACCUUCCCUACAAAGCAGAGCAAACUGCAUCUGAUUGCUACAAAUGGCUAGGAGACUGCUCAGGGUUGCUCCAGACUGCAGCACUGCUCAGAAUCCUAUCUUCCACUACCUUUUCUCCAAAAUGCAUUUGUAUGAGACUGAGUUACCCACUUCCCGUUGCUGUGGCAUUUUCCACCUGCUGCCGAGCCUGAAAUCAUUUGUCAGUCAAUGUGACCUCAAUUAUGGCAUAUCUUUAUCAGAGCUUUGUUUUUUUUUGUGUUUUUCUAACUUAUUUCUAAUUGAACUUUUAUGUACCAAAAUGAAUAUAAUAGAAGGUGUACAGUGAAGAUAAGCCAUUCUCUGUCGAGUGCUAGUUCUGAUUUUUAAAAGCCGCUUCUGAUUGCUAUUGAUUUAGAUAUACUUUGCAGUCCUUUUUAACACCACUUUCCAUGCUGUGCAUUUAUUAUGUAUAUAGAGUUAUUGUUGAAUAAAUGAAGAGUAAUAUUUGUUUA